Quercus robur (English oak) is the source of this 2185-nucleotide messenger RNA. RefSeq lists its product as uncharacterized. The record is from RefSeq and is a predicted model, not a curated record. The transcript is spliced from 2 exons. Lineage: Eukaryota; Viridiplantae; Streptophyta; Magnoliopsida; Fagales; Fagaceae. Bases 1 to 732 code for a protein of 243 amino acids.
AUGUCAUUUUGUCCAAAAAAAAAAAAAAAAAAACUCACGAUUACAGGUAGAUUCAUCUGCGCAAAAAUGGCCGAAACGACACCGUCACGCACAAUCUCCCUCAUCUCCAUCCUCUUCCUCCUGCUCACCACCGCACCAAAACCCACCCAUUCCUUGUCCUUCUCCUUCGUCCAGUACCGAACCGUCGUCUCGCUCUCCCACUCGCUCAUGACGCGCGUGGCCAACCUCCGCGCCUCCAGGGGCGACGUCUCGGGCUCGCGCCGGGCCCAUUUCAUCGCCGAGAAGCUCGAGAGUGGGCUGAACUUCGGCUUCUUGGGUCUCACCUGGUCAUUAGGCUGGGACUACCUCAAGAACUACGCGCGGAGGGAUAUAAACUACGCUGAGAUGUACGGCGUCGUUUCGGACGUGAACGAGUUGCUUAAAUCUGUGAGUGAGUUGACCCGGACGAACUCGGACGCCGAGAGAGCAACCUGGGCGGGGCGGAAUUACCAAAAUGUCCUCGGCGUCUCUACCUCGCUCUUUAAGAAGCUCGUCAAAGUGUUUGCUAAAUCGGGGACGUUGAGGGAAGCUCUGAAGGUGGCGGAGAGAGAGGUGGUGCAGGGAGGUUUACUGAAGGACUGUCUUGAAUUGGGGAGCAAUGACUUGAAAGGUUUGCUUCAAAUUCUCAAAGACUUGGCUUCCUCCGCUAAUGCUAAUACUAACACGAAUGCUAAUGAUUGGCGUGAUCCAUGACACACAUUACUACACACAAAGGAAGACCAAGAUUUUAUUUGUAAUCAUCGUUUUAAAAAAAAAAAUGUUAUUUUGUAGAAAAUAGAAAAAUUUGGUAGUGUCAUAAUUCUAGAAAUUUAUAUAUUUUUUUCUUGUGUAGGAAUUACAUCAAGUUGUUAAGAGUAAUUUAUCACAAGCAAUUUCUAUACCAUACUCUUUGUCAUUGACGGAGCUGUUAUUGGACUAGGGGGGGCAAUGCCCCCUAAUUGUUUUUUAAAAAAAUAUUACUAUAUUAAUAAGUAUUAACUUUAGCAAUUUUGUUCAAUAAAAUUAUACUUUGUCCCCCUUAAUAAUGCUAUCAAUUCUUUUGAAAGUAAUGUUAUAGUCACAAAUAUUUUUACUAGGGCUGUCCAGAGACCCGGCCAACCCGACCCACCCGUCGCUGCCGACCGAACCCGACCCGCCGCCGACCGAUCCGACUUCUCCGGCGGUUGGCGAUGGGUUUGUUUCUCCAAAACCCGAGUUUGGCAGGUUGGAGGUCGGUUUUCCCUCUCCAGAAUCCGAUCAAAUCGACCCGACCGACCCAUAAGAUUUCCGGCGCUAUUUGGUAGAUCCGAUGAGAUCUAGACCAUUUUCGUCAAGAUCUCGGCGAGAUUUCGCCGGAUCUAGCCAAGAUCUUGUCGAAAAUAGCCUAGAUUAGGCCGGAUCUGGAGAAACCUCGAAGAUUUUGGCCGUUUUCAUGUGUUUAUUUUCACCGUUUUCACACGGUUUUCGCCGUUUUCUGGAUUUUCGACCCCGACCGACCCGCCCGCCGCCCGUUGAUGGUUUGAUCCGCCCGAUCCGAUUACUCCCGCGGUCGGCGGCGGGUGCAUUUCUUUGUCACCCGAUUUCGACGGGUCGGUUCCGGGUUGGUCACAAACCCGACCCGGACCGACCCAUGGACAGCCCUAAUUUUUACAAUGUUUACACAAACUAUUGAGGUAGCAAAUUCUUAUUGGUUCGUAUACUUGCAUAACUUUUUACUUAUUAAUAAUUACUCACCACAUUAGCAAUUUGUAAAAAUUUUGCAGUUUUAGCAUUUUUCACAUUUUUAAGGACAUAAAAAAUUAAUAGAUUAAAUCUAAAGCAAAAUAUACAAGCCCAAAAAAAUUAGCCCAAUAACAAAAAUCACCAAUAAUAAAACUAAAAAAGUUAAGCCCAAUCAAUCUAUUUUACCCAAAACAAGCAACUUGGUCAUUUAAAAAAUUUUAAACAAAAAUCCUUAGUAGUAAACUCAAAGACCGUAGCCACCACACACAGCUAGCAGCAAAAUUGCCCCCCCUAACUCCAAGUCCUGACUCCGUCCCUGUCUUUGUUUGUAGUGAAACUCUUUUUGUAUUUUGUUAAUGAUUUUUUUGAAAAGUAGAUAUUGGGUUAAAGUGUUUUUUUUUUUACUUGUUAUGAUUAAUGUGGAAAAUUCAUAAUUUUAAGUCUA